AAAGUGGGAUUAGAUCAUAUCAAGUCAAUGUUUGGUGUAUUAUGCAUAUUGGCCGAUAUUGGUGAUAUGUACAAAUUUGAAUCAUUUGAAAACAUGUCGAAAGUACAUGGUCAUAUAAUUCGUGCUCAUGGUAGAAAACUACAGCACUGGGUAUUAUAUUCACUGAGAAAAUUCACGUACUUAUUUAUGAAGCUAUCAAGUGUAGAUUGUCUGGUUUUAUUCAAAAAGAAAACAGAUAAAAUUCUUCCAUUCAUCUACUUCUUUAUAGAUUAUAUCAUAAGUGCAACUUGA
Messenger RNA from Zychaea mexicana, 291 nucleotides. RefSeq lists its product as uncharacterized. Lineage: Eukaryota; Fungi; Mucoromycota; Mucoromycetes; Mucorales; Lichtheimiaceae. The annotation marks the transcript as partial. The transcript has 2 exons. The record is from RefSeq and is a predicted model, not a curated record.